Artibeus jamaicensis (Jamaican fruit-eating bat) is the source of this 2059-nucleotide messenger RNA. It is a transcript of the gene ARMC6, whose product is annotated as armadillo repeat containing 6. Gene Ontology annotation, biological process: hematopoietic progenitor cell differentiation. Gene Ontology annotation, molecular function: protein binding. NCBI's taxonomy places the organism in Eukaryota, Metazoa, Chordata, Mammalia, Chiroptera, Phyllostomidae. The transcript has 8 exons. Bases 1 to 1542 code for a protein of 513 amino acids. The record is from RefSeq and is a predicted model, not a curated record.
AUGUACGGCAGCCGGAAGGGGCCAGAGGCGGUGCCGCGGGUGACGGACGACAGCCUUACCUUUUCUCACGUGGCCGCGAAUACCGGCUCAGGAGCAUCUGUUGGGUGCCUACAGCCCCACGAGGAAGGGAUGAAGAUGGCCUCCAAGCGCAUUACCCAGGAGACCUUUGAUGCAGCUGUUCGUGAGAACAUUGAGGAAUUUGAGAUGGGGCCAGAGGAGGCAGUGAAAGAGGCUGUGGAACAGUUUGAAUCACAAGGGGUUGAACUGAGCAACAUUAUAAAGAUGGCACCCAAAGUCUCUGAAGAUGGACCUCAGGAGCUCACACAUGAUAUCCUGCAGGCUCUGGAAGACCUGCAGGAGUCUGUGGCUUGCUGUCACCCCCAGGAGGUGUCAGUGCAACUUGCCCGCUUUUGUGAGCAGUGCAAACAGCACAGAGCCUGCCGCUUUCUGGCAGCUCAGAAGGGUGCCUACCCCAUCCUCCUUGCCGCCUGGAAGCUGGCUGCAGCAGGUGACCAGGGACUUGUUCUCCAGGUCCUUAACGCCCUGUCAGCCCUGAUCGAUGGUCAACCCGAUCUUCUGGACACCCAGGGCCUAAAGCUGCUGGUGGCCACUUUGGCCCAGAAUGGCGACUCGACUGAUCUGAUUUGCACUGGGAUCCGCUGCAUUCGCCAUGCCUGCCUGAAACACGAACAGAAUCGUCAGAAUCUAGUGAAGGCUGGUGUGCUGCCCCUCUUGACUGGUGCCAUCACUCGGCACAGCCACUGUGCUGAUGUGGUCAGGGAGGCCUGUUGGGGCCUCCGUAUCAUGACUUUUGAUGAUGACAUUCGUGUGCCCUUCGGCCACGCCCACGACCAUGCCAAGAUGAUUGUGCAGGAGAACAAAGGCUUGAAGGUGCUUAUUGAGGCUGCCAAAGCAUUCCCUGACAACCCCAGCAUCCUGAGUGAGCUCUGCAGCACUUUGUCCCGUCUGGCUGUUCGCAACGAGUUCUGCCAGGAGGUCGUAGACCUUGGGGGCCUCGGUAUCCUGAUGGCCCUGUUGGCCGACUGCAUCGACCACCAGGAGCUUGUGAAGCAGGUGCUGAGUGCCCUACGAGCCAUUGCGGGUAACGAUGAUGUGAAGGAUGCCAUUGUCCGUGCAGGAGGGACAGAGUGCAUUGUGGCUGCCAUGACCCGGCACCUGGCCAGCCCCCAGGUGUGUGAGCAGAGCUGUGCAGCCCUGUGUGUCCUGGCCCUGCGCAAACCAGAGAACAGCCAGGUCAUCGUGGAGGGUGGAGGGGCUUUGGCUGCACUGGAGGCGAUGAAGGCACACCCAAAGGAGGCUGGCGUGCAGAAACAGGCCUGUAUGCUGAUCCGAAACCUAGUGGCCCGAAGCCAGGCCUUCUCACAGCUCAUCCUGGACCUGGGGGCUGAAGCACUCAUUGUUCAGGCCCGUGUUGCCCACCAAGACUGCGAGGAUGUGGCCAAAGCUGCCCUGCGGGACCUGGGCUGCCGUGUAGAGCUCCGAGAGCUGUGGACUGGCCAGAAGGGCAACUUAGCACCAUGACCCAGCCACAGAGACUCUGCGUGAGUCAUGUGGGCCUGAGACUCUGCGUGAGUCAUGUGACUCAGGAAAAGGAGAGAUCCAUGUCCUGCCAGUCUGUCCUCCAGAUUCCUCCCCCAACUCAGCAAGAGGUGUUUUCUGACUGGCACCAGGUACAAGCUGAGGGAGCACUGGUAAGGCAUCUACACUGGGUCCUGUGCUCCCCUCACCAGCCAACAGCAUUGGUAUCACCUGUCCUACCCAUCCCUCCAGUUCUUUCCUACCAGAAGGGCCUCGCACUGCCUAGGGCAAAGUGCUAUCUGAAAUUUGGCUGCCACACUGGCCAGUCUCAGAGUGGGGCAUGGAUCCUGCUCUGGCCUUUUUAAGUCCAUCCUUUCCCUGUUCCUGUUUUUGUCACCUGUAAAUGGGUCAAAGAUACCUUGCUCUCCUGGCCAGAGGGCAGCAACUGAGGCUGGUCCAUCUCUGGGGCCCCAGGCCAGCCAGUGGUGCCUGGUAAUAAAAGACCAUUGGUUGAAGGAUA